Molecule: messenger RNA, 2347 nt
Organism: Leptopilina heterotoma
Lineage: Eukaryota; Metazoa; Arthropoda; Insecta; Hymenoptera; Figitidae
Gene: AGBE
Product: 1,4-alpha-glucan-branching enzyme
Exons: 9
Coding region: 122-2200 (692 amino acids)
Biological process (GO): glycogen biosynthetic process
Cellular component (GO): cytoplasm
Molecular function (GO): hydrolase activity, hydrolyzing O-glycosyl compounds; 1,4-alpha-glucan branching enzyme activity; cation binding
Source: RefSeq, a predicted model, not a curated record
GAUAACCUUCAAAUGUCAUUCAGAGUUGCUUUUACCGGUCUAUAAUUUCUCACUCUAGAAAUUAUUUUAUAAUAAGAGAAUUGAAUUUAUAAUAAAAAAUUGAAAAAAAAUAUUAAAAAAAAUGAAUGGAAAGUGGUCAACAAUGGAUCCGCUAGACAUAGAAGUGCCUGAAAUUAAAAAUCUAUUAGAAAGAGAUGGUUAUUUAAAACCAUACGAAGCUGACAUACGGCGCAGAUAUGGUUUAUUCAAAGAUGUUAUUGAAAGAAUUGAAAGCGGGGAACAGAGUCUAUACAAUUUUUCCAAAAGUUAUGAAAAUUUUGGAAUUCACAUUAAUGAUGAUAAUAGUGUAAUUGCUAGAGAAUGGGCUCCAGGAGCACAGGAAUUAUUUUUAACUGGAGAUUUCAACGAAUGGAACAGAACGAAAACUCCUUUUAAAAAAUUAGACUUUGGAAAAUGGGAACUAAAAAUCGAUGCAAAUCCUGAUGGCUCUUGUGCGCUUAAACAUAAUUCAGAAGUAAAGAUUAUAGUGAAAAGUCAAAACGGAGAAUUAUUGGAGAGAUUGAGUCCGUGGGCAACAUAUGUGACGCAAAAUCGUGCCGAGGGAACGACUUUUAAGCAAAGAAUUUGGCAUCCAAAACCCGAAAAUGUCUAUAAAGCCAAGCAUCCAAAACCGAAAAAGCCGAAAAGUCUCAGAAUUUACGAAUGUCAUGUUGGAAUUGCUACACAAGAAUUAAAGGUUGGCACGUAUCUGGAAUUCGCAAAAAAUACUAUUCCUCGUAUUGUAAAACAGGGUUACAACGCUAUUCAAUUGAUGGCUAUUAUGGAACACGCUUAUUAUGCAAGUUUUGGAUACCAGGUUACGUCAUUUUAUGCUGUCUCAUCUCGUUAUGGUACACCAGAGGAAUUAAAGGAAUUAAUUGACGUUGCUCAUGAAAAUAAUUUAUACGUUCUUCUCGACGUGGUUCAUUCUCACGCCUCAAAAAAUACUCUCGACGGUUUAAAUAUGUUUGACGGAACGGACGCUUGUUUCUUCCACUCAGGACAUCGUGGUGAUCAUCCCCUAUGGGACAGUCGUCUAUUUAAUUACGCCGAUUAUGAAGUCUUAAGAUUUUUGCUUUCGAAUUUGCGAUGGUACAUUGAAGAAUACGGUUUCGAUGGAUACAGAUUCGACGGUGUGACGUCAAUGUUGUAUCACUCACGAGGUUUCGGACAAGGUUUCAGUGGUCAUUAUGACGAAUAUUACAAUUUAAAUGUCGACGUUGAAGGUGUGGUUUAUUUAAUGGUUGCAAAUCACUUUCUGCACAGUUUGUAUCCCGAAAUGAUAACAAUUGCCGAAGACGUGAGUGGAAUGCCAGGCGUUUGUAGACCAGUUGCCGAAGGUGGAGUUGGUUUUGACUAUCGGCUAGGAAUGGCAAUUCCAGAUAAAUGGAUAAAAUUAUUGAAAGAAGUUAAGGAUGAUGAUUGGAAAAUGGGCGAAAUUUGUUGGACGUUGUCUAAUCGUCGAUGGAUGGAGAAAACAGUGGCUUAUUCGGAAUCGCACGAUCAAGCACUCGUUGGCGAUAAAACCCUUGCAUUUUGGCUUAUGGAUAAGGAAAUGUACUGGAGUAUGAGUGUUACAAGUCCUCCAAAUCAAAUAAUUGAUAGGGGAAUUGCUCUUCAUAAUAUAAUUACACUAAUAACGCACGCUCUUGGCGGAGAGGCUUAUUUAAAUUUCAUAGGAAAUGAAUUUGGACAUCCCGAAUGGUUGGAUUUCCCUCGAGCUGGCAAUAGCGACAGUUAUCAUUAUGCGAGACGUCAGUGGAAUUUGGCCGACGAUGAAUUGUUAAAGUACAAAUUUAUCAACAAUUGGGACCGGGAAAUCAAUAAAUUAGAGGAAAAAUACGGUUGGCUUCAUGCUAAUCCAGGUUACGUUAGCUGCAAACAUGAAGACGACAAAGUAAUAAUAUUCGAUCGAGCUGGUCUCGUUUUUGCCUUCAAUUUUCAUCCAACAAAAUCAUUCACCGAUUAUUCUGUCGGUGUCGACAGUCCAGGAACUUAUAAAAUAAUUCUCAACAGUGAUGAUACUAAUUUCGGCGGUCACAAUCGACUUGAUACGAAUGUAUCUCAUUUUACCAAACCUGAACCAUUUUCAGGGAAGCCCCAUCGAAUGUUGGCUUACAUUCCCUGCAGAACGGCAAUAAUUUACGCUCUAGACGCUUAAUUGUUUUCUAUUAUAUAGAAUUAACAAUUAAACAAAAAAUUGGUCAUUUUUACAGAUGCAAAUUUUUUUAAUCGUUGACCGCUUUAUACAAUAAAUGAUCUGUAAUUUUUUUAGUGUUGUAAAUAAAGAAAUGCGAAAUUCUUAAAA